UUUCAAUUACAUCUGAACAGGUCUCGUAAAGUUCAGGUUGUAGACGUUUCCAUAACAGCAAUGUUUAACUGUGCCCUUCCAGAGGCAAGAGAGUCAAUUUACAAGCCAGAGUCCCAGACAGUCCCAUCCGGCUAAACAGUCAGUAGCCUACUGUUCUUUCUUGUUGUUCCUUGUUUGGGGAUAGAAUUGGGAAAAGGCUCCUUUUAUAUUUUGGAUAUCUUUCUCAGGUAUGUCCUGGUGUUUUCCUUUGUAGAUGAAUACCUAUAUUAGUAUCAAAUGUUUUAGAAAAGCAGCUUUUGUUUACAUUGUGAACUUUUAUUUAAGGCCAAAUUGUAGACAAGUAGACAUAGGAAUGGGCCGGAGGACCAAGCCAAGGGCAACAAGACCAGAAAUAGGUGAUAAAUUGGUAACACCUGACCCUCAUCCAAUGGUUGUGGGAGCAGUGAAAUGUGUACUACCCAGGAAGACUGCCUUAAACUUACUUAAGGCUUGUGAAGUAACCACAAACAUCCAAAGUCCUGUCUCCAAUACGUAUGAGAGAUUAGAUAAUAGAGUGGUGAAAAUCUGUGUCAAUCUAUGGCCUGUCCUGGCUUCAGCAAAAGAGCCUGUAGAGGAAAGCAGUAGUUCGCUGGAUGAAGAGGAACCUGGGACCAGCACAGAUACAAGGACCUUCAACACAUCAAAGUCUGGUGAGCAGCGUCCGAGAGACCAAGAAAGGAGACCCCAUGUUAGACAAGAAUUGGACAGGGCUAAAGCAAGCUGUCUAGUGAAGCCUAUUUUACUACCACCCAUAAGUAAACUAUCCUUUACAACACGACAAGCACAUUCAGAGUGCAUGGGAAUGCCAGUGCCACACACAUCUCUGCCACAGAUAUGUGUAUCAGACCAAGAUGCCUUGGUCAAAUCCUCCAAGGGGACAAAAGCCAUUGAGAAUAAGGCACAAUUUCCCAUGAUCCUAUUGCAGAAGACCAGCACUUUGAUGGACAGCACCAUUAUCUCCCAAUGUAGGUCUGCCCAGGUUCACCUCCCUGAGAUCUCAGUGUCCAGUAUAGAAGGCCUGCUUCAGAGAGUUGCAGAGCGAGUGGGAAGGAGAGAGAGAAAGAGGGAUGAGACAUCGGGACUGACCAAUCCUGAUCAUCUUCUCAUGGCUGGCGCACUGCAAAACCUGAGAGAGAAGAGGCUCCAGCAUCGGGGAGACUAUAGCUCAGAGGAUGCGGUAAGAUGUCCAGAGGUCAAGCCAAUCAGUGGACAGAAAGGGACCACUCUAGUAACAGAGAAUGGAAUGCAGAACCCUGCCUCCCUCUGCAAUAAAACCAAACUGCCUGUCAUCCUUAGUAUGACCAAAGGAAGCCUUUGAACAUGGAUGAAUCACCAUCAACAAUAGAUAAAUUGUACAUGUUAAUAAAGUUGUUAGAACAAAA
Messenger RNA from Oncorhynchus mykiss (rainbow trout), 1421 nucleotides. RefSeq lists its product as uncharacterized. The record is from RefSeq and is a predicted model, not a curated record. NCBI's taxonomy places the organism in Eukaryota, Metazoa, Chordata, Actinopteri, Salmoniformes, Salmonidae.